UUUUUAUUAAUAAAUAAUAUGACCCUUGAAUUAGAGCUUUUCUUUCGCGUUUUUUGAAUCCUCUGGUAUAAUACCGAUUUAAAGGUUUCUUCCGAAUCAUCCCUGGAAGAAACGUUCCUAAUUUAGUUCAAUCAUAAAUGAAAAUCUGCCAUUUCCUUUUGAAAGUCUGGCAGCUCUGUAGAACUGUCACUUUGCAAAUUGGACUUCUAGCUUCACGUGAUUUUUUCCUUGUGCUUUUCCAGAAAAAUAUUAGCCGGAAAAUGAGUGAUUCAACAAGUGAUAUGGAGAUGCGUGAUUUCGUUGAGGAAGCAAUGGAGGAGAAUAGGUUAUUGCAGUGCGACGAGGACUUCAAUGAGAACGCCGAUGAUCAACCCAUGGAACCCGAACAGAAGGGAGAGGAAAAGAGCCUACUCCAAUUGGUCCUGGACAAGAGCAACAACCACGAUGACUUGGCCUGUUUGUGGGUUAACGAAUACAUGCUAGACUCCACCGCAGCUCUUAUUAGCUUCAUCCAGCUUGUGGUGGAGGCUAGUGGGAGCCACUACCUAAUACCCAAGGACACAAACAUGCCCUUCGCCUACAGAGACAUAGUUAUAGCCGCCACAGUUCAGUUCCGUAAUGUCAGCAUGUACUAUCCCAUGAUUAUGAAGACUGCCGCAUCCUUUGUGAAGAAUGUUGGUGGCUUUGUGCAGAGUCUUCUGAAGACUGCGGAUGGCACGCCCAUAUUCUUCGAUCACAUUUUCCUCAAAGAAGUCACGGGCUUUGUGAUGACCUGCUCUGAGUCGAAAGUGCGUCCCUUCCGUCAUACUAGUACUAUGAUAGGUCUUAAAAUGCUGACCACCCUUCAGGAUCUCUCCACCUUAAACAGUGGCUUGCUGCAAAGUCUGUGGACCUCCAUGUACCAGGUCAUAUUCGUGGACCGCUGUAUGGACGUGGUGGAUGACAUCCGACUGCUCUGCCUUACCGAACUGGGCUUGUGGCUGGAAAAGUAUCCGGACUGCUAUCUGCAACCAGAUCGAGUUCGAUAUCUGUUCGAGGGACUCCAGGAUAGCUCCAGCAAAGUGCGAGAGUGCUGUCUGCAUAACAUCUCGAAGUUAAGUCGCAAUGAGGUCCUUCGUCCCGUUUGUCUGAAUUUGGGAAAGGAGCUCAAGCGGUUUCUGCUGAAUAUUUGCGUUCAGCGGGAGAAUGAACUGGGCGAGUCGGCCCUCAAUAUCCUGUCCGACUUCUACAGCUCUUCGUCUGAGUUUCUGACGGAGGAGGAGUGCCGAUUACUGGAGCAGUUGAUGUUUGCCGCCAACCGGGGAUUGGCCCAGGCAGCAGCUCUGUUUUCCAACGAACGACGCAAAGGACGAACCAAUUGCCAAAAUCUCCGAUCUAUUUUGCAGUUUUUCAACGAAGAUGGACAGUACGAACACACUGCCUACUUGGUGGAUGCCCUCUUUGGGACCUCAGAACUAAUAGUGGAUUGGCGGCUGAUGGUCGAAAUGCUACUAGAAGAGCAAAGCCCAAAGCUAUCCAGGAAGGAGAGCUCUACUCUAAUAGAGAUUCUGUCGCGUGGCGUGAAACAGGCCAUCACGGGUGAGAUACCUCCGGGAAGGUACACCAAAAAUUUGGUAAGAAGACCCAUUGCCGGAUCCAUAAAGCUAGCCACUGAAAUCCUAGGGCCCGUUUUGUCCAAGCUCAUCGAAAAGUAUUGUGCGGAUUCUGAAAAUGUGAAGAAUCUUCUUGAGCUGCCACAGCUGCUGGAUCUGCAAAGUUUGAGCAAGAGCCAAUCAGUCCAAUUGUUGGAGCAGAUAAAGGACAUCAUGUUUACGAGGACCGACAACUCUGUGCUCCGCAUGGGAGCUCGAACAUUGGUGUAUGUGAACCUGGUAGAGGCGUCGAUAAUCAGCGAAAUACUCAACAACGCGGUUACCAACUACAAGAUUGCUUUUCGAACUUGGCAAGAGUCCUAUGGCACCACCAACUAUUGCUCUCCCGGGUCCUCAUCAUCGUCCUCUUCCUCCACCAAGUCCCAGAAGAUGCGAAAGAAUCGUCUGUUGGUAACCCUGCGCUUGGUUUCCGCUCUAUACGGACAGUUCGACCUGAGUGGCUAUCACUUGACAGAGUCCGUAUUGGCCAGCCUGAAGCGGGUGGUCCGGGAAAGGGACAGACCGCAAAGAGAUGACCUUCCGUUCGAGGCACGGGCUCUCUACAUGGAGGUGUGCUACUUCAGUCUCAGCUGGGACUUGAAAAGGGUCCGGAAACACGAGGAGGAUGAUCUGUAUGUGGUGGAGCUGUGUGCGGCUCUCAAGAAGCAUUUCGAAGACUUUCUCUUUGUGACCAGAGAUCUCAUCAAGGACAAGCGAAAUAUUUACCUAGCAAGUGAUACCUAUACCUAUCUCUGCGACCUCUUCGUUCUCUUUGGGGAGCAGUUGCGUUUGAGUGCAAACGCGAAUAUACGCGAUCUCACCUACAAACCGACACUCGAGGACAUCAAACUGGUGGAGAACUUUAUGAUGAGCUACAUCUUCCACGACAGUCCUCUGGAAAUUGUAAAGGAGUGCAACUUCGAUGAACUGCAGAACAAACGGCGAGUCCUGAGCAGCUACUGCAAGCUGGUGGCCUUCAGUGUGGUGCCCAGCAUGAGGGCUUCUAUAAUAUUUCAGCACUACGACAAGUUUUUCGAUGCUUUCGGAGACAUAAUGCGGGCUGCCAUGGAGCGUGCCGUGGACAUCAAUUGUGUCAACUAUGGGAUGACCGUGCUCCAUAGUCUGCUGCUUGUCUACAAGAGAAUAAUGGCCAAUUACCUGGAUGACUCUGAGCGAGUGGCCCACUCGGAUGAGUUCACACAUCUGAUCAGCUUGGCCAAACGACUGGCUCAGACCUUCAAUCCCAAUCUCGUGGAGAACCGGCGCGGUGUCCUAACUCUGCAUCGUGCCGGGAUUAUGUAUGUUCUCGAAUCGGUUCCCUGUGAUCCGACGGCUGCUCCGAAGCAUCUGAUCUUUCUCAGAGUUAUUCAGGAGUUUGUGCCACAGAUUCUGGUACAGGACAAGCCGAAUAUCCAAAAGUUCCUGGAGAGAAUCGAAGAGCCUUCAUUGCCGUCCUGCCGUAAAGAGGUUUGGCUGCCCCUGGAAGGGUACCGUUUCGCUCUAAACACCAAAGUCAUAGCUCGCAAAACCGAUUCCAUGGAUUUCUGAACUUCUAAGAGAAAGAUGAAUUUUAAACGUGUUUUUUUUCAUUAAAAUAAAAAUAAUCGCCUAUCAGAGAAGACUUCAAGGUAGGACCUGC
Molecule: messenger RNA, 3270 nt
Organism: Drosophila ananassae
Lineage: Eukaryota; Metazoa; Arthropoda; Insecta; Diptera; Drosophilidae
Product: cohesin subunit SA-1
Exons: 7
Coding region: 138-3179 (1013 amino acids)
Biological process (GO): sister chromatid cohesion
Cellular component (GO): nucleus; chromatin; cohesin complex
Molecular function (GO): chromatin binding
Source: RefSeq, a predicted model, not a curated record